This is a messenger RNA of Mesorhabditis belari, 1161 nucleotides long. Lineage: Eukaryota; Metazoa; Nematoda; Chromadorea; Rhabditida; Rhabditidae. The record is from the annotation of a GenBank genome assembly.
AUGGAGGAUGAGCAACACUUGAUCGACUUUCAACUCUCGCACAAGAGCUACAUCGCCGAGUUGUGGAUAUAUGGAAUUGGUGUCUUUCUCGGGACGAUCGCUGUCAUCGUGACCGCCAGGCGGCUUUAUGGACAACGCAGGAAUAACUUUGUAAUUGCUGCUCGUUUAAUGUCCUAUAAAGUCUCACUAACAAUCGCCGAUCUCAUCAUUUUAUUCAUCUACGCACCCACACAAUUCAUCUGGAUAAGCACAUUUUAUUGGUAUGGCGGUGAUUUCAUGUGUCGAGCUUAUAAAUUCAUCAUGACUUUUGGCUUUCAUUUGACAGCGAAUAUGCAGGUGCUGAUAGCUCUGGAUCGCCUCUACAUCACAAGUCGACUCAAUCAUGUGACGAAUGUGAGAAAGAAUAGUGGACAGGGAAGGUUUACUCGCUAUGGUCACAAUGCGUACAUCGUUUUUGCCUAUCUUCUCGCUUUCUCUUGUGCUCUUCCACAACUCUUCGUCUUUCAAUUGACCCAACUCGAGAAUGGGAGUACUCAAUGUACAAGUGUUUGGACUCUUGCUCGAAAAGUCUACUAUCAAGAGAAAGCUGAAUAUUUUAUGAAAGAAUUGGAAAGAAGCGGGAAAUAUAAUUUGGACAUUAAAUUGACAGAAAGUGAAGAUCACUCAGCCAGACGCUCAUCAUUAAUCAUUUCCUUUGAUGGUCGUAGUACAAUCUCUUCCGAUUGCGCCACAGCUCCACUUGUCUCCGAUUCAACGCGAUGUCACUCAUCAAAUACGAAUCCAAACUCCGAACGAUCUACUCACAGCACGUCUCCCGGUCUACUUCUAUCAGUGCAAAAUGUUUUAUACAAAUAUAAAAGGGGAAGUGUUGCCACUCCUGGCCCUCUUCGACCAGGAUGGAUCAAGAAUUUGAAUGAAAAGCGACGAGCAUCGUGUCCAGAAAGUGUGCAUAAAGAUGUGAAACCAUGGAUGAAUACAGUGGCGGUGGCGAGAAGGAAUACAAGGAGAAAGGCUUUCUGGAUGUUGACUCUCAACCUGAUCUUCUGGGCUCCUUACUGUAUUCUCGGAAUUGUCACAGCUGUCACCGUCUUCGAGAAUUACAUUCAUUUUCAAUUUGUUUGCGCUUUAUUAGUUUUCAAUGCUGUCACAAAUAUCCUUUUG